Durio zibethinus is the source of this 3267-nucleotide messenger RNA. NCBI's taxonomy places the organism in Eukaryota, Viridiplantae, Streptophyta, Magnoliopsida, Malvales, Malvaceae. The record is from RefSeq and is a predicted model, not a curated record.
UUUUGUAAUUGUUUUUGUUUGUUUAAAUGUUGUGAAUGAGCGAUAUUGUUGAAAUUUAUGAGUACAAGGUUGGUGCAGAGGCAGCUGAUCCUUUGGUUUUGUAACCUGUUUGGGAUGUAAUUUUUCUGAUUGUCAGAGGAUUAUGGCUACCAAAAGGGAUGAACCAUCUCAGACACAACAGAAAAUGCCUAGUAAAAAGGAAGAGCCGUCUCAAGCACAACAGGUUUUGAAAAUGCCUAGCAAAAAAGAAGAACAGUCUCAAGUGCAACAGAGGAUGGCUUCCAAAAAGGAAGACCCCUUUCAAGGACAUCAGGGAGAUGCUGCAGUUGCUGCUUCUGCUGCUCCAGAUACAACCGGUCCACCAGGCCCGCCAGAUCAUCUGAAUUCUCGUGCUGGCAUCUCGGAUAAUGGCUUGGAUUCCUCUGGGUUAUUUUUAUCUACUUUUUGCCCCUAUUUUUCUUUGAUUAAAGGAAUUGGAUGGACAUCAUGGAAGAAAAGGUGGUUUAUUUUGACACAUACUUCACUAGUUUUCUUCAGAAGUGAUCCAAAUGCCAUUUCUCAGAAGGGGAAUGAAGUGAAUUUAACUCUUGGCAGUAUUGAUCUCAACAAUUCAGGCAGUGUGGUUGUCAAAGCUGAUAAAAAACUCAUAACUGUACUAUUUCAUGAUGGCCGCGAUGGACGAACCUUCACACUCAAGGCUGAAACUUUGGAGGAUUUAUAUGAGUGGAAGGCUGCACUUGAGAAUGCUUUGUCACAAGCACCAAGUUCUGCUCAUGUGAUGGGACAAAAUGGUAUCUUCAGGAAUGAUAAAGCAGAGGCAGUUGAUGGUUCUAAGGAACCAGUGAAUAAUAAACAACCUAUGAGAUCUACAGUUGUAGGCAGACAUGUUUUGUUUGCACUGGAAGAUGUUGAUGGAUCUCCAACAUUUUUGGAGAAGGCCCUAAGAUUUAUAGAAGAGCAUGGAAUUAAAGUAGAAGGGAUCUUAAGACAAGCUGCAGAUGUUGAAGAUGUUGAGCGCCGAAUUCGGGAAUAUGAACAGGGAAAAACUGAGUUCUCUUCUGAGGAGGAUGCACAUGUCAUUGCUGAUUGUGUCAAGUAUGUCAUUCGAGAGUUGCCAUCAUCUCCUGUCCCUGCAUCAUGCUGCAAUGCACUACUAGAAGCAUGCCGAACUGAGCGUGGUGGUAGAGUCAAUGCUAUGCGUGUGGCAGUAUUGGACACGUUUCCUGAGCCAAACUAUCGCUUAUUGCAGAGAAUUCUAAUGAUGAUGCAAACUGUGGCUUCUAACAAAACUGAAAAUCGAAUGAGCUCUUCAGCCGUGGCAGCAUGCAUGGCUCCCUUGCUUCUUCGCCCCCUUCUAUCUGGUGACUGUGAGAUUGAAAACGAUUUUGAUGUGGGUGGUGAUGGUUCAAUUCAACUGCUGCAAGCUGCUGCUGCAGCCAAUCAUGCUCAAGCUAUUGUUAUUACAUUAUUGGAAGAGUAUGAUCAAAUAUUUGGGGAAGGUUAUGUUUCCCCUGAUUUAUACUCUGACACGGAAGAGAGUGGAAGUGAAAGUGAGGAGGCAACUGAUGAUGAUGAGUCCUAUGAAGAUGAUGAAGAUUAUGAAGAUGAUGAAUGCGAUGAUGCCACACAAGCAUCUGAUGCAUACAAUGAUGAUGAGUAUGAAGCAAGUGGAACAGGCAGCGAGAGUGGUCACUCUGUUAACAAUGAUCUGGAUGAUGAUAGGGAUUCUGAUUAUUCGAGCUCAGGUUCUGAGUCCGUAGCCUGUGAUGCUUUAAAAGCCACCAAGAAGUUUUCAAGUUCAAUUCACUCUUCGCUGUCUGAAAAUGAUGAUUUAGAAAGGAGUGACAAUAAUAAGAGAAGCAAUAUUUCUGCAAUGGAGACCAAUAAAUAUGCUCAGCUGUCCAAAGGUGUUCAGGAAGUAACCAAGGUGGAGGAUAAGUUAAAUCAUGAUAAUCAAAUCUCAUGCAUCCCAAAAUCCGCAUCUAUUGGAAAUGGACCUGGCCACGAUGUCAUGCGUUCCACUGUUUGGGGACGUACUGCUGCAAAGAAGAACCUUCCUAUGGAAUCCAUUGAUUUUCCAUGUGAAGAAGAGGCUGAAAUAGAGACACUUGAGGCUGCGAAAUCUGACUUGCAAAAGAGACUCACAGAAGAGAUUGAAGGUAAUUCCAUUCUUGAAGCUAGCUUGGAAAAACGAAAGAAGGAAUUGCAUAGGCGUCGUCUAGCUCUUGAGAAAGAUGUAGCAAGAUUAGAGGAAGAGUUGCAAAGGGAGAGAGAUAAGAGGACGGCUCUGGAAGCAGGACUUAACCCACCGCAAGGACUCGUAUUUCUCCCAGCUACAAUUGAUGAAAAGACAAAGGCAGAUCUCAAGGACAUAGCUCAAGCAGAGGCAGACAUAAUCAAUUUGAACAAAAAGGUUGAUGAUCUGGGGAUGCAGAUUAAUCAACAGCUUGAGCAAAAUUAUGUUUCCAUGAAUGAUUCGUGCAAUCGACAUCAACCAAAUCAUCAAGCAAAAAUGAAGGAUAAGCCAAAGGGUACUGAUGCUGCUUUUGAAAGGUCAGGAAGCAAGGAUAAAUACGUGGACAAAGGAGAGUGCAAGAAUGAGAAGACGCAGGAAUGAUCUUCGACAAAUAAACAUCCACCUCAAAACCAACAGUUAGAUCACUCAGCACAUAACAACAACAGUAUGCAUGCAGCAGAAACAGUUGCACAGAAGCCCCUUGGUUCAAGUAAUUCCAAGAAGUCUACUACACAGGGUGAGGUAUGUUCUAUUCUAUUUUAACAUGACACCUUUUUAUCAAACUGUAAUGUAGUUUUCUAGAAUUUGAACCCAUCACCUUCCGAAGUUUCUGAUUCAAGAUAAAAUUACUAUGUUCACUUCAUCUUAGAGAACAUGUUUGUUCUAUCAUUCCGUGAUAACUUGUCCUCAUUCUUUUCAGCACAUAUUUGGUAAUGACUGGUUUCGUUUUUAGUGGUUUAAAGCUAAUCUGUUGUUCAGGGAGCCAAUUCCGCAUCUUCAGCACUGACAAAGCUGACAACCCGGCUCAACUUUCUGAAGGAGCGGCGAAGCUAGAUUGCAAAUGAAAUCAUGGAGAAAGGCCGAGGUUCAAAUCAAGCUGUUCCAAGCUCAGAUAAAGGCAAAGGACCAGAACCUAUUCAAUCUGUUCAAAAUCCAGAAAAAGGUAGAGGACCAGACAUUAGCCAAUAACUCUAGAUCCAGACAAAGGGAUUGGAUAAGAAGGCCAAAGAGUUCCAUGCUCACAAAACCCC